Ruditapes philippinarum (Manila clam) is the source of this 6140-nucleotide messenger RNA. RefSeq names its product zinc finger protein 780B-like. Lineage: Eukaryota; Metazoa; Mollusca; Bivalvia; Venerida; Veneridae. Gene Ontology annotation, molecular function: protein binding; chromatin insulator sequence binding. Gene Ontology annotation, cellular component: chromosome. The transcript has 10 exons. Gene Ontology annotation, biological process: regulation of transcription by RNA polymerase II. The coding region runs from base 111 to 2645 and encodes 844 amino acids. The record is from RefSeq and is a predicted model, not a curated record.
AUGCAGGGGAGAUAAUAAAAAAAAUGCAAAAUUAUGCUACAAGUAUAUACGUAAUUCUCGUCGAUUAUUGUUGAAUAACCAAAAGGUUUAACUGUUUUUAAAGGAGAGACAUGUUGCUAUUUGAGAGACACAACGAAGAUUUACAACGGCACAUGUACAAGUUGUACCAAGAUGGUGACAUGUGCGACCUUGAAUUGUUUUCUCAAGAUGGAGUCUCAUACCGAGUUCAUAGACUUGUUCUCACGGCAUCAUCUAAAUAUCUGUAUAACCUUUGUAUACAGUCCACUGAUUUUACCAGUUUUCCUUUAAAUAUUAAGGGUGAUGUACUGCAUGUUUUGCUGGAGUUUUGUUACACAGGCAAGUUAUUCCUGACAGCAGAAAGAUGGGCAGAUCUACAGGAGGGUGCAGUUAUAUUACAGAUGUACAAUGUUCUUGAAUUGCUGAGCAAACAAAAAGGUGGAACCAGUCACAUAAAUGAGAAUAUAGAAGUAGGGAACCAGUCACAGACUGGUGAUUAUCGUGUAGAUAAUAACAAGGACAAUUCAGCUACUAGUCAAUAUAAACUUGAAGGUCAAACAAAUAUUGAUGAUAAUGAAACACUUGAAGGAAACCAAUCUAAUCAAAUUAUUAUUGUAAAAGAGGAGGUGCCCAUGGUUAAUGAGGAGGGUAAUCCACAGGGUUCAUCGUCUUAUAACAAUACUGAAAAGGUCAGAAUCGCAAAAUAUAAAACUCGGUCAUGCUCAAAAGUCAAUGAAACUAAAAAUGAUGUAAAAGACGUUGAAUAUCUAGAUGACCCUAAUCACAGUAAAAGGUCAACAGCAUUUACAGGGGUCAAAGGUCGUAGAUCAUCUUCAAAGGUUAACAGUAGUGAUCCAGAUUAUGAACCCGAGAUUAAAAAGGUUAAAAUAAUGAAAACUAGAGUGAUCAAGACAAGAAGUAAAAAAAACUGUAAGGAAACAGAAAAUGUUAAAAUAUUCAAUGGAUCUGAUGAAAAAAGACAGAUUUUUAUAAGAAUUAAAAAUUCCAAGAUUAAAAAGUCUGUUGGGUGCAACAGGAGGAAAAAGGCAGGCCGUAGUAUAAAUAGGAAAGUUUUUGUCCCUAAAGGUACAAGCAGAAGUUGUCCAGAUUGUAGCAAGACCUUCAUGUCCUCAGUUUUACUUCAUAGACAUCAAUUAUGUGUACAUUUUACCAAAAACUGUUCUGGUUUACGGCAUAUUCAUACCGUAAAAUUAUCAAAACAUAGCUCUGAUAUUAGUAACUGUGAGAUAGAUAAAACCUUUCCUCCGCCACUUAUGAAAUUUAAAUGUAGAGUAUGUAAUAUUAGGUUUACGAAAUAUUGCCAGUUUACACUGCAUCAUCGUAAAAGACAUAAAAACCUUACAAGACCGCUGGAGAGUUGGUUAAGAUAUUGUUCAGUUAAACUAGCUAUGCAAAAAUUACUUGUGCCAUUUGCAAAGGAUAGAAAUUGUAAUAGUGGUUUAGUAAGUACAACAAAGGGAAGUGGUAGGAAACAAAAGGAAAGGACAUUUCAGUGUACGUAUUGUAAUAAAAUGCUCCUAACACAUUACACACUGGAGGCACACAAGAGGAAUAUGCACGGAGAUAUGGGGGGACGGGAAAUAAUACGUAGAGAGAAGAUCGUGCCACCUGAGCCACUGUUUGUCUGUGCCGAUUGUAAUAAAUCUAAAGGGACAUUGCGGGCACUCAAUCAUCAUUUACAGCUUCAACACAAGUACAGCUCUAGUGAAGCAAACAGUAUACAGCACUGGCUGCCAGCCAGUCUACCAUGUGAACACUGUGAGUACAAGACACGGGAUCUACAGAUAAUGAAAACACAUGUGACUGAGGCACACCCGUUUGUAAAAUACCAGUGUACGGAAUGUUCCCUCACAUUUAAGGUUCUUCUGCUAAUGAAGCGUCAUAGAUUUAGUUGUCACGUGAUAGGAAAAUAUAACUUCCACUGUCAGCACUGCGAGAAGUCAUUUAAGAAAGGAUCUAUGCUGAGAAAACAUGAGUACUUUAAACAUGGUAUUGAGCACGAUGAUGUGAAGAUUUUUUUCUGCAAGCACCCAGGUUGUACGUACAAGACGUAUGCAUCAACAGCCAUAAAACUUCACCAGAAUAAACAUGUGACAGAGAAAUUAUUCCCAUGUGAAUACUGUGGACUUAAACUCAAAACCAAAUUGAUUCAUGAAAAGCAUGUGGCAAAGAUGCAUCUUGGGAUACGUCCAUUUUUGUGUCAGGUGUGCGGUUUGAAUUUUGGAGAGAAACACGAACUUCAGUCACAUAUAACAAACAAACACUCCAAUGAGAGAAAUUAUCAGUGCCAGUUCUGUUCGUACCGUACAGCUGUGAAGGCAACUUUUUUUACUCAUGUUUUCAACGUGCAUAAGGUUCGGGCCGAGGAAGACAAGAGAGAACUUUUCUCAUGCCCGCAUUGUCCAUUCACGUCCAUCCUCAAAUAUCGAUACCAGACCCAUCUCAAUGGACACACAAACACCCGUAACUAUGAGUGCAAACUUUGCUCGAAAACGUUUGUAUCAGCUAAUACAUUACGAUCUCACAAACAAUGGGUGCAUUCUGAUAAGGUAUACUCUUGUUCCCAGUGUGAUUAUCAGACGAAAACUUCGCAAAAAAUUGAAUGAACAUAUCCGAGUCCAGCACCAGUUGCAAGGCUUCAAACCGUAUAAAUGCCCGUAUUGCGAGUUCCGGUGCGCUACCGGAGGUAACACUAGGAAACAUGUGAAACAAGUACAUAAAGGUCAAGAGGUGACCUAUGUAAGGGAUGAUGAUUUAUUGGCUGCAGCACGAAUGGCUCGAGCCUCGGGACAUUAUGCCUCGUUACUCAACACUUUGUCAUCGGUGCAUCUAACACGUGAAGUGAGUGAAGAUGAAAGAUCAGAACUCUCAGAAAAUAUUCUCCACAUAGCCUUAUAGUUAUAUGUUUUAUAUACAUUACAGUUACUGUUGUUUUUAUUGGGAAAUUGUAUUCAACUUAGGUGGUUUUUAAUAGGCCAGGAUCUCAUAGAGCGCUGAAGCAACAAGGCUUAAGGUUAUAAAACUGUCUCAAAUCUUAUGAUUUUCAUUGGUCGGUGCUCUUUCUUAGCAAGUUUCAGACCAAUCAAAUGCCUGAGAUCUGGGUUCCAUUAUGGUGAAAUACAUGAGAGACAGUUAAAAAUACUAGGUAAAGAUAUUCUUACAAUCUUUAAUUGUAAACAUGUUCAUCUUUGUAUUUUUGUGGCAUUAAUAUUUGGAGAUUAUGGAGGAGUCUAUGAACCUUAUUGGGUGUCUGACAUGUGAAGUUAGUGAAAAUGAAUGGUUAGAAUUCUCAGAUAAUAUUCUCCACAUAGCCUUAUCAUUGAUAUGUUUUUAUAUACAUAAAUUAUGUGGUUGUAAGAAAGUUUGUUGUUAGUAGAUAAAUAUUGUGAAUUUAUUGGGAAAAAUAAUCUAUGCUUAUAUGUUAUUAUAUUUUUAAAAUUUAUACAUUGAUGAUUUAAGUUUUCAAACCACAAGGGGGAUUACCCUAGUGGUUUUUUUUACUGUAUAAAUGGUUAAGUUAGCGACACAGAAAUAUUGGCAAAUUGUGCAAAUUGAUGAAAAUCGCUUACAUUUCAUUUAGAGUAAAUAUAAACCAACUGGUCGCUAAAUUCUACUUUUAUUUUCUUGGAAUAAAUGUUAGUGACAAUAUUUUUUUCUUUUUAAUACUUUUUCAAAAUUUUCAUAAAAAUUAGCAUGAAUCUGGAGGCAUGCUGCUUUAAAAGACAAGUUGAUUUUUAUACUGAAUUAUAAUCAGUGUGGUUCUUGGUCUUACAUUUCAUUUGUUUAUAUAUUGAUAUUGUUAAGGAUAAGUAAAAUCAUGUUUUAAAAUACUGUAGUGUUCAACCCAUUGAUGAGUGUUUCUUAUGACUAUCAAAUAAAAUAGUGUUAUCACAAUAGAAAUUGCAUAUUUAUCACAUUUUAAUUUAUAGUUGAAUCUCUUAAUUUUACGAUUAAGUGAUUAUCAGAUUUAAGCCAUGAAAAAUUCAACUCUAGCACAGUUUUGAUAUAUUUAUUUUAGAAAUACUUAUUCAUUUGUUUUUAUAACAUAUUCUUUUGUAUGAUUUUUUGUCAUUGUUUUUAAUCAGGUAAUGGCAAUUUAAACUUAAAUAUUUGUUUUCUCUUUCUUACCAAUUAGUGGUAGUUUUUAUGUCAAUACUAUUUUUUUAUUCUUUUUAUUUUUUUAUCAAAAAGUGGCAGUUUUAAUGUUAAUAUAAAGAGAAUGCGGAGGGUGUUAUUUCAGUUCAAGGGUUGCUAAUAUGCACUUUAUUACCCUGAGAGAUAUGUUAAUUUUUGAUUAUACCAAACCAACAUUUUAAUGUAAUUUUUACCGCUAUGCAUACAUUUUUUUAUCAAGGGAGAGAACUAGAAAUACGUUUCCUUAAGUCUAUAUAGAUUACUCUCCCCUGGGGAAUAUUACAAAGGUGAUGUUCAUUUCCAGGAUGAGAGAUCAAAAUAACACCAUGUGACGUCACAUUAGGCUGUAGGGAGUUUAUGUGAGGUAAAAUAAUAUUAUUUUAAAGUAUGCCUACAGUCCUAUUUUAAGUGUUACAUCAAUAAGUUAAUUGUAUAAAUUCUGCAAACUUUGUGAAGUUCUAACAUAAGUCAUGUUGAGCUAUAAUGACUACCUGAUGUAAACUGAUCAUAAGUGUGUCAAUCAAAUGAUUUCUAUUCAAUUUUAUAUACUAGUAUUUAAAAAUUUAAGUGUUGACAAUACUUUUUGCGUUGUCUUGUCAUAAACUAGCUAGAUCUGUAUAAUGAAAGUUAGAAAAGUUUGCUAGAUUUUCUCCCCCCCCCCAUCCCCCCGUCUGUGAUUUACUCCAAUAAAUGCUGUAGUUACUUAAUAUUUUCAUAAUUUACUAACAGAAGGUGCAUUUGUCUCAAUUGUAUUGUGUUUAAUUUCAUUUCAUAUUUCUUGUAAAAAUACUUAAUUAUGCACCUUGUCAGAUUUUUCAUAAAAACUUACACCUGCUUAUAAAUGAUUGGCUAAUUUUGUCAAGUGUUUGGCUAAUUAUAUCAUGUGUUUGGUAAAUUAUAUCAUAAUGGUUUUCAAAUUCUUGCCAAUGUAUGGCUAAUGACUUGUGUUUCUCUAAUUCUAUAUGUUGAGUAAAAUUCUUACUCAUAGAUGUUACAUUCUGAUUUAAUUGUGGGGUAUACAGUUGGCCUGCUCUAGCAUGAUUGAAUUAUUCUUUGAAAUGAAAAGCUUAUUAAAGCGUAAUGUUUUGGUGAUAUCGAAUUAUCCCAAAUGUCAAUAUUUUUUUAAACUGACCAAUCAAAUUACUCAAAAUUUUAAGUUUUUUAAACUGUCAUAUCAAAUUACUCCAAAUGUCAAGUUUUUAAACUGACCAAUCAAAUUACUCCAAAUGUCAAGUUUUUAAACUGACCAAUCAAAUUACUCCAAAUGUCAAGUUUUUAAACUGACCAAUCAAGUUACUCCAAAUGUCAAGUUUUUUAAACUGACCAAUCAAAUUACUCCAAAUGUCAAGGUUUUUUAAUUGUUUUAUCAAAUGUAUCCAAAUGUCAAGUUUGUUUUUUAACUGUUGCAUCAAAUUACUUCAAAUAUAAAGUUCUUUAAACUGACCAAUCAAAUUACUCCAAAUGUCAAGUUAACUGACCAAUCAAAUUACUCCAUAUGUCAAGUUUUUAAACUGACCAAUAUAGAAAUAAUUUUAUAUUUAGUAAUACAAUUCUUUAUUCAAAACUGUUGGCUGUUUAAUUUCUUGUUAAUUAUUGUACAUAUUUCUUAUGCUUAUUGUUUAUAAUAAAUUUAUGUUAAAUAUAUUAUGUUAUAUAAUAUAUAGCUUUAUAUAUUAUGUAAGAUGUUUUAAAGUUUAUUUUAGCUGGAUCAUGUUUAAAUAUUGAAGUGUAUCAGAACUAGCAGUUCUGCUGUGAAAUUUCUUUAAGAAUUUUGUCAUUUUUAUGCCAUAAUUUGCUUUUGUUAUAAUUCAGCAUAAAAUUAUGGUUAUGUAAAGUUUUAGUUGAUGUAAUAAAGUAUGUUACUGUUCAGUUAGGUAUAAAAUGUUAAAAUAUAUUGCCCGAUAUUGUUCACCAUGUUGUUAUUCAAAGUCAAAUGAAUAUUGUUAAUAAAAUUUGUUUGGUUCUUG